Molecule: messenger RNA, 2742 nt
Organism: Miscanthus lutarioriparius
Lineage: Eukaryota; Viridiplantae; Streptophyta; Magnoliopsida; Poales; Poaceae
Source: the annotation of a GenBank genome assembly
AUGGUGACAUGGCCGCCAUCGCUCGUCGGCAGGGUCGUAGGGACAGGGCAGCCUCUUGGCCAUGGGCGUCUGGCUGCUAACACCUUGUAUGCCGUGGAAGGAGAAAAGAAAAGCGGUGCGAGGGUCGGCGUCGUCGCCGACGUCAACUCCAAAUCAAGCUCACAAUCUGUUGCACAUGGGAAGUUCGACUGCAGAGAAUGUGUAGGUAAAAAUAAUUCAGAGGGCAAGCUUUUUGGAAUCAUAUUGCCUAUAGUGUUUGUUGUUGUAGUAACUGCCAUAGCCCUCUAUGUUUGUAAAAAGAGAAGAUCUCAAAGAAUAAAGCUACCCCAUGGAACUCAUACGGUUGAGGACUUCGGAAGCAUCAAGUCAACAUUAUUAUCAUUAUCAUCACUACAAGUUGCAACAAAUAACUUUGAUGAAAGCAAUAAACUUGGUGAAGGGGGAUUCGGUGUAGUUUAUAAGCGGUGGCUACAUGUGUCUCCCGAGUACGUGAUGCGUGGGCAGUUUUCCACAAAAUCAGAUGUGUUCAGUUUCGGGAUCCUUGUUAUAGAGAUCGUAACAGGGCGGAGAAACACAGGGCAUUACUUCUAUGAUGAGCAAAAUGAAGAUAUUAUAAGCCUUGUAUGGAGGCACUGGACCGAGGGAACAAUUGCAGAGAUGAUAGAUGAUUCUCUGGGGAGAAAUUACUCAGAGACCGAGGUGCUAAAAUGCGUUAACAUUGGUUUGUUGUGCCUUCAGCAGAGUCCCAUGGACCGACCUACGAUGUCUGAUGUCAUGGUGAUGCUCAGUGGUGAUGAUGAUACUAGUUCUCUACCACCUGCUGCGAGACCCACAUUUUUCUUGGAUAGAAGCACAGUUUCUCUGCAUCCAACGAUCCAGCUCACCGGUUCUCCCUCCUUCGCGUGCGCUAUGCACGGCCGCGCCCUUCGCACCCCCCGCCCUGCUAGCAGCAGCGCUGCUGGCGUCGGCCGUCACGCUCACGCUUCUCCCUCCGCCGCCGCGCAGCCGUGGGUUGGCCCGUGGCCGACGUGCGACGACACCACGGGCAACUACUCGGCCGGCAGCGCCUACGCCAACAACAUCAAGCAGCUCAUCCACAACCUCCAGACGAACGCGUCCAACACGCCCGCCCUCUUCGCGACGGGCUCCGCCGGCGCAGGACCGGACACCGUCUACGGGCUCAUACUCUGCCGCGGCGAUCUCAGCCCCACCGACUGCUUCGACUGCGGCACCAACGCCGGCCAGGACGUGUACCGGAUCUGCAACCACACGCGGGACGCGGCGCUCGUCUACAACCAGUGCUACGUCCGCCUCGCCCCGACGGACUUCCUCGCCUCCAUCAACAACACCGGCAUGGUGGGCCUCAUCAGCGGCGAAAGCGUCCCCGCAGGCGUCGACGUCGCGGCCUACGACGGCGCUGUCACCAGGCUGCUCAACGCCACCGUGCGGUAUGCGGUGGACAGCUCGGCCCCGUCGUCGUCCCCGAGGAAGUACUUCGCCACGGGGCAGAUGGUGGGGCUCGACCCGCAGCUGCAGCUCCGGACGGGCAUCUGGUCCAUGGCGCAGUGCGCGGGGGACAUAUCGCCGGCGCAGUGCCGGAGCUGCCUGGACGAUUUGCUGGCGCAGUGGUGGGAAGUGUUCGACCGCAACGAGACCGGCGCCAGGCUCGACGGUUCGCGAUGCAACCUGAGGUUUGAAACGGGGAACUUCUACACCGGCGUCCCGAUGGUGAAGCUGCAGAUGAAUGGCGAGGGGGCCGCUCCAGCGCCGGCGCCUUCGACGGAUGUUGUACCUGGCACCACCGCAGGUAAAAAAAAUUCAGUUGGCAAACUUCUCAGAAUUAUAUUGCCAAUAGUAUCUGUUGCUGUAAUAGCUGCCGUAGUCCUCUGCAUAUGGAUUGUUUGUAAGAAGAGAACAUCUCAAGGAACAAAUAUUCCCCGCCGAACUUAUAUGACUGAGGACUUCGAAAGCAUCAAGUCAAUAUUGUUAUCGCUGUCAUCGCUACAAGUAGCAACAAAUAACUUUGAUGAAAGCAAUAAACUAGGUGAAGGGGGGAUUCGGUGCAGUUUACAAGAUCACGAGGAGAAAAGACGACUAGAUUGGAGGAAUCGAUUCAACAUAAUAGAAGGAGUUGCACGUGGAUUGCAAUAUCUUCAUGAAGACUCUCAAAAGAAGAUAGUCCACCGUGACUUGAAAGCGAGCAACAUUUUGUUGGAUUCACACAUGAACCCUAAGAUUGGUGACUUUGGCCUAGCCAGGCUCUUUGGGCAAGAUCAGACUCGAGACGUCACAAACAACAUCGUCGGGACAUUUGGCUACAUGUCUCCCGAGUACGUGAUGCAUGGACAAUACUCCACAAAAUCAGAUGUAUUUAGUUUCGGCAUCCUUGUUAUAGAGAUUGUAACAGGACAGAAAAACGCUGGGCAUUACUUCGACGAGCAAAAUGAGGAUAUUAUAAGCAUUGUAUGGAAGCACUGGACGGAGGGAACGCUUAUAGAGAUUAUAGAUGAUUCUCUAGGGAGAAACUACUCGGAGACUGAGGUGCUAAAAUGCGUUAACAUUGGCCUGUGGUGCCUUCAACAGAAUCCCAUGGAUCGACCUACGAUGUCGGAUGUCAUGGUGAUGCUCAAUGAUGUUGAUACUAGUUCUCUGCCUGCUGCUGCAAGGCCAACUUUUUUCUUAGAUGCAAGCUCUGGUUACUCUUACACUUCAGGUACUAUUUCACACCCUUCUGCCAGGUAG